Messenger RNA from Acanthaster planci (crown-of-thorns starfish), 2105 nucleotides. RefSeq lists its product as uncharacterized. Lineage: Eukaryota; Metazoa; Echinodermata; Asteroidea; Valvatida; Acanthasteridae. Gene Ontology annotation, molecular function: glycosyltransferase activity. Gene Ontology annotation, cellular component: Golgi apparatus. The record is from RefSeq and is a predicted model, not a curated record.
GCUGCCUUGGGAUAAUCAACUUAUAAUCGUUGGAUACGUCAUGCGUUCACCAGUACACUCCAAAUGGGUAGCCAACCUAGCUCCCAGAAAUGAAGUUUUUUCCAGUUACUACGGGCAGCGCGAGGGCCAAACAUUUGAUACAGGAACGAAUUCCCUGUACACUUUCUGUGAGCGACUGCUGUCUCCGAGAUCGUUUUGCCGUGUCACUUUGGGAAUGAUAUUUUUUGUCACCAUUGCCAGUGUGGCUUUGUGGAUUAACAAGACACCACUUGAGUUGAAGCAGGGCGUACCACUAGAAAAUUUGGGCGAAGUUCAGAGGAGAUCGAAUGUAGAUGCACAGGAAGACGCCGGUGACAACUCGACAGAAGACUACGCAAUGGGUUACAGCUCCUUGUCCAACCAAUCAUUUGCUGCUGUUGUCCGAUCUUUAGCGACGUCCUUACCCGAGAAGAGAAUUGUCAUGACCACAACCAACAAGGGAUUCCUGGAUUUCACCGAAAACAUGUUAAUUAGUAUUCAGAAGGUUGGGAUCCAUCCGGAGGUGGUGGUGAUCGCCGAGGAUGUAGCCGCAUACAAGGCGCUACUCAACCACAGUUACGGGCUGCACGUCUUAAAGCCUCCUGAUUUUACAGAAAUUCCGGACGAAAAGGAUGCUCUUGCAUUCGGCGUGGCGGAUUACGUGAAAUUUAUCAACCGGAGGCCAGGGUACGUGCACGAGUUUAUCCAGCAGGGCUUCGAAGUGUUUUUUGUGGACUCGGACACCUUUUGGUUCAACGACCCCUUUCCGUAUUUCCAAGGCGACCAAUAUGAUGUGGCGUUCAUGAGGGACUCACGUAGAGUUUUCAAUGCCGGCGUGGGUUUCUACCGGCCAACCAACCGUACCGAGUACUUCCUGCGUCUCUGGGUUUGGGUCCUGGACACGCAGCCAAAACUUAGGCAAGACCAGCACGUCCUCAAUUAUAUCCUUUCCUCUAAGAUCAGUCCUGAUCUAAAGGUGAGAUCUCUGGGAUUUCAAAGUUUUCCAACCUGCAAGAUUUUUUACAACUGGGAAAAGGAGACGUGUCGAAAUGCCACAGUGAAAACUGCUGUUUUUCAUGCUGCGUUCGUACCCGAUCAUGUCAACAAAAGAAGAGUCUUCGAAAACUGCAAUCUGUGGUUAGUGAACAAAUAAAAUCGUUCUUACAAAUCGUGCUUCUUAGUCUUCCCACGUCUAAAUUUAACUCCAAAACAAUUUCAUGUCGAAAGAUGCAACUACUUGCAUGUAUGUACUUUAUGCACUAUUUCCAUGUUACAAGGGCACGUUCAACAUCGAUUUAUGCAUGCAAAUACAAUGCUACACUUAAGUGUAUUAUCUAAUCUCUGUUGUAGAAUUAGUCUCGAGGAAUCACACGAACGCGCAUAAGAUAUCUUUUUAAGUCCUUUAUAUUUGAAACUAGCGCUGUAAAACCUAAAAGAUGUGAAAGGGGGUGCAGCUGUGGGUGAAGAAUUGGGACAGAAUUAGAAUUUAAUCUGAAAUAUUCAGCAUUCAGGCAAGCUGUUCGCCAACAAAGACAUUAAUAGUACAUUCCUUUAAAAUUUUCUCCACUGAACUAUUUUAGACUAAGGAUUCUUAUACAUUAUAACCAGGCACGCCAUUUUGAUCUAUAUAUCGGAAAUUUUAACGUAAAAGUCAGUAAGUCUGUUAAUGUAAUUUGCAAUGUUUUGAUGGAAACGGUGUUAAUGUUAUUUGUUUAUACAUCAAGCUGGAGCAUUCAUUUAUUGGUGGCACUCGCAAAUAUAAAAUAUCAUGGAACUUACAUGCCAGUAGCAUUUGAGUUAAAUUGAUCGAUCUGUUCAAGUGAUCAUAAAUUUUUGGCGUAUAGUGACUGACCUAAUUGCGAGAAAAACUCCAGAAAGCAAACCUUCAGAGAAGUCAAAAUUCAUUUGUCUCACAAAUUACAACAGUCCUCUCACUUAGGUAAUUAAAAACAAAUUGCUCGUCCGGCAAAUUUUACCAUCGUAAUUGUUUUUGUUUCACUGUUGUUAUAAACCCAUUUUUUAAAUGACCUUUUCUGCUUCACUUUUAUUGCGGAAUAAAAGAACUGUGUAUUGUCUUUCUAUUUCAA